Molecule: messenger RNA, 1485 nt
Organism: Portunus trituberculatus (swimming crab)
Lineage: Eukaryota; Metazoa; Arthropoda; Malacostraca; Decapoda; Portunidae
Product: probable 28S rRNA (cytosine(4447)-C(5))-methyltransferase
Exons: 6
Coding region: 241-858 (205 amino acids)
Biological process (GO): RNA methylation
Molecular function (GO): methyltransferase activity
Source: RefSeq, a predicted model, not a curated record
GAGGAGGAGGAGGAGGAGGAGGAGGAAGAGGAAGAGGAGGAGGAGGAGGAGGAAGAGGAUCAUCAAUCAAGCAUAUGGCAACAAUUCUUAGCUUGGCAGGAACAAAAACAUUACAUUUCCUACCUAAAGCAUUAUAUUGACCCAAGAUUACCAAAUUAUAGAGACUUGGUGCUCAGACCCCUGCCAGCCCCCCAGCCAAGCCCCCUGCCAGCUCCUGUGCACCCAGAAGCCCCCUGUCUUAUGUAUGGGGCUGUGGGCAGUGUGGGUGGGUUAGCUGUGACGGCCCUCUCGCUCUCUCCUGAUGCUGUGUUUCUUGACCUUUGUGCUGGGAGGGGACACCACACUGAACUGGCAGGUGAGUGUGUGAAGGGUGAAGGGCUGGUGGUUGCCAACUGUCUCACGCGUCGCUACCUGCCGGAUGUUGAGAGAGUCGUUAGCAGGUGUGGGCUGACCUCCAUGCUGGUGACGAGGCUACACCUGCUGGAAAUGCCAAAGUCAAUUCGAGGCAGUUUCACCCAUGUACUAGUAAAUACACCUACUACUACUACUGGUGGUGGUGGUGGUGUUGGUGUGUGGUUCCUGCAGCAAGUGUUGGAGGCUGGUGUGGACGCGCUGGUGUGUGGCGGUGUGCUGGUGUAUCUCACUGUCUCGGCAAGGGUGGAGGAUAACGAGGAGGUGGUGGAGCAGGUGAGGCGAACCAGACAGGUGGAGGUGGUGCCCCUGACGCCCCCACCUCACUCCACAGACCUCAGAUUUGAGAAGAGUGAGAGUGGUUGUCUGCGCGUCACUCACUUGGACGGUGGCAGCUGCGGCGGUGGUGGUAUGUACUGCCUUACUAAACUGAAGAAGGUGGCUUGAUUUGCUGGUGGUGGUAGUAGUGGUGGUGGUGGUGGUGAACAGACACACAGACAUAGAGAAUAGAUAGAUUGUAAUGUUAAGGAUGGUCAUUAUUAUUUUCUAUAUUAAUUGUGUGUGUGUGUUUUACUGUUAUAUUAAUAGAAACUUCAUUUUUGUGUAUUUUUAUAAGAAUAUUGACGUUAAUUGAGUUACAUAUGGACACUAGGCAGAUAGAUUGUUAUUAUUAUUUUUUUUUUUAAGGUUAUUUUUAUUACAAUACAAAUUUAUAUCUUUUUGUAGCUUAGUUUUCACGUUUUUGCUCACGGAUUCAUUUUCUUUGUAACUUUAAGCUCUACAUUACUUCAGCUUUGAGGACUGACUAGGUGGACACACACACACACACACACACACUUCAUCAUUUACAAAGUUGAAACCAGGAAGUACAUUCAUUCAAGUAUAAAAUUGAACAAACGAGAAAUAAGAGAACACACACACACACACACACACAAGGAUAGCAAGACCACACCUAUGUAAUCCAACGUGUAUUUCAAAUUGAGAUACAGAGACAAAGAAGCAAAUAAUUAAACUAUGAUAAAUGCUUGAACAAACACACACACACACACACACACACACACACACACACACACA